Messenger RNA from Sclerotinia trifoliorum, 2019 nucleotides. The record is from the annotation of a GenBank genome assembly. NCBI's taxonomy places the organism in Eukaryota, Fungi, Ascomycota, Leotiomycetes, Helotiales, Sclerotiniaceae.
GAUUCCCUAGUGACUCAAAAAGUUGACCGGUUCAAAAUAGACAGAAUUUCUCGUGGCAUACAUAUUUGAUUGUGCUAGACUAUUUUCAAAAUGCUCGACGUUAACGACUUCAUUACUGAGAGGGGUGGAAACCCACAAGCGAUUAAGGACUCUCAACGCCGCAGAUAUGCACCUGAAGAGGCUGUUGAUGAAGUGAUUGCUUUGUACGAGGAUCACCGCAAAAGUAGGCCAGCAAAGACAACCAUAAUUACACAAACACUGACAGACUAUCCUAGCCCAGUACGCAGCUACACAAGUCAAUAGCAGGAUCAACGAAACUCAAAAAGCAAUCGGCGCAAAAAAGAAGGCUAAGGAGGAUGCUACCGAAUUAUUGCAGCAAAAAACAGAUUUAGAGAAGGAGAAGAAGACCUGGCUUGACGCAGCAGCAGAGAAAGAAAUAAUCCUUAAGAAAAAGAUUAGCACGAUUGGCAACAUUGUUCACGAGUCUGUGCCUGUGAACAAUGACGAGGUAAUUCCAUUUGGGCAGCAUACGAGUUUCUUCAGGUCCGGUGUGGCUAAUGGGUACUAGGAUCACAAUGAGUUACUACGCACAUGGGCCCCUGAAGGUGUUACUGUAGAGAAGAAGGACGUCCUUUCACAUCACGAAGUUCUGACGAGACUGGAUGGUUAUGACCCAGAACGUGGAGUUAAGGUUGUUGGACACAGAGGUUAUUUCUUGAAGAAGUGGGGUGUAUUCUUGAACCAGGCUUUGAUCAAUUAUGGCUUGGAGUUUUUGGAUAGCAAGGGAUAUACGCCAUUACAGACUCCGCAAUUUAUGCUGAAGGAAUACAUGGCGAAGACCGCACAAUUAGAGCAAUUCGAUGAGGAACUUUACAAGGUUGUUGAUGGAGAUGCCCAGAACGAUAAAUACCUUAUUGCUACUUCUGAACAACCAAUUUCAGCUUUCCAUGCUGACGAGUGGUUGACUGCUAAAGAUGUACCUAUUAGGUAUGUCAAGAAACUCUCGGUGCGAAAGUAUUGUACUGACUUGUGCUCAAAGAUAUGCUGGUUUUUCUUCGUGCUAUAGACGAGAGGCUGGUUCUCAUGGUAGAGAUGCAUGGGGAAUUUUCAGAGUUCAUCAAUUCGAAAAGGUAUUCAUUCUUGGCUUUUCCGACCUAGAACGCCUUUUCUAACCAUUCCAGAUCGAACAAUUUGUCCUCACCGACCCAGAAAAGUCAUGGGAGGAAUUUGACCGUAUGAUCAGCUUCUCGGAAGAGUUCUACCAAUCCCUCGGUGUUCCAUACAGAGUUGUCGCAAUCGUCUCAGGUGCUCUUAACAACGCAGCUGCCAAGAAGUAUGAUCUUGAGGCAUGGUUUCCCUUCCAAGGAGAGUACAAGGAGCUUGUCUCUUGCUCAAAUUGUACAGACUACCAAUCCAGAGCUCUCGAGAUCAGAUACGGUACCAAGACGCAAACUGAGAUCCGUAAGAAAUACGUCCACGCACUUAACUCUACUCUGUGUGCAACUGAGCGUGCAUUGUGCUGCCUCUUGGAGAAUUUCCAAACUGAAGAAGUAAGUAAAGAGAAGUACUUUAUUUUCCAGUUUUGUUUGCUGACUAUAAAUAGGGUUUCAAUGUCCCAGAGCCUCUCCGUAAAUAUCUUCCUGGUGCCCCUGAAUUUAUUGCUUUCUCCAAAGAACUGCCCAAAGAUACCACUUCCCAAAAAGCAAAGGCUAAGGUUGAUAAAGCACCAAAACCGAAGGUCGCACCGGUCGGUGCUACACCAACUGAGGCAGCGGAGAAGUUGAAGGACAUGAAGGUCUAAACGUGAUUGUGUUUUAUAUGGAAGGUGGAAAUAAAGAUCUGAGCGUGCCAGAGUUUAUGAUCAAUGAAGAGCUUGUUACUUUUCAAAUCAACAUAAAAGUUAUACGGCCUGAUAGCGUUAGAGAGAAUUUGCGUGUUAUGCAUAGGAAUCAGAUGGUAGAUACAAUAUAAAGUCAGAGACUUCCUUCAUUUCUAUAUCAGAUACAAUCUGCUGUGCGA